Molecule: messenger RNA, 576 nt
Organism: Protopolystoma xenopodis
Lineage: Eukaryota; Metazoa; Platyhelminthes; Monogenea; Polystomatidea; Polystomatidae
Source: the annotation of a GenBank genome assembly
AUGACAUGCAAUGAAAUGCGGAUGUCAACGACACUCAGAGUCACACUCACGACCUCGACCAGUCGGACCUCCGUUUUCAAGACCCGUCGGCCGAGGCCGAGUUCGGUAAUGCCGGCCGGUCGAAGAGAGCAUCUGCCUCUCCAGACUAGCUCUUGCGAUCUCUUCGAGGCGAUCCGUCUUCAGGGCAAGCCUACAAGUAAGUCGGUCAGCGUUCCCAGCCGUGUUGUACCCUCCAAAGGGGGUUGUGGCCUGUUGCUGAGGCGAUUUUUUGUCAUUUCAUUGCUCACCCCUUUCCUUCCGGUCGUCAAGCGUCAUGAUCCGAUCAUUGAUGCAACUUUUCCCACAACUGGCCAUUUUAUGCCCACUUCAGUGGGUAUAUGCAUUCACUGGAUUUUGACACAGAAAUGCAGAUCUGCGUGCAAAUUUGCAUACUCACUAAUUCACUCAUCUCUUCUGCCGUUCCCUUUUUCCCUUUUGCCUCUUGUUUUUGCCCAACGCCAAUCAAUGCGAUGGCAAGAUGAGCUCUUCCAGUCGGCUGAAAUUCCUUCUGUCUGUAUGUCUAUUUCCAAAUUAUAG